Molecule: messenger RNA, 810 nt
Organism: Drosophila serrata
Lineage: Eukaryota; Metazoa; Arthropoda; Insecta; Diptera; Drosophilidae
Source: RefSeq, a predicted model, not a curated record
CUCCUGUAUUCCUUUGUAUUUUGGGUCAAAUGUCACUAUAAAUUAACAUAAACUCCGAAUCGGCGGGGCAUUAAAUAUAUAAAAGUUUUGAGUAUUCCUAUUGCAAAUGUUCCGCCAUGGGUGCCAGCAAUAGCAAGCCACAGACAGUGCAGUUGGCCAAUCCCAUCCAGAUUACCCGUGAUGUGGCGGAUCGGAUUAACCAAGCCACAUCCAAAAACGCGAAACUCGGGACAAACACCUGCGAGACUUGUAGGCAGAGGGGCGAGACAGGAGCCAUUGCCAGUACAUUGGAACACAAGGCGAUGGAGGCAGGGGAAGUGCAGGCUGUUAACGUGGCCAAGUCCUGGAAGAAGCGCUCCUCGGAGGCCGAGGAAUCUCAGUUCGAUCAGUCCGUGAAACGAAUUCAGGAGCUCUUCGGCAAGCCAAAGACGUGGUCAACGGAAUGCACAAGCGACAUCAAAAAUCUCGAGGAUGAAGUCAUCCACUGCUACCAACGGUAUCCCAACGAAUCCCUGCAGUGCUCCGAUUUGGCCAAGCAAUAUAAUAGAUUUGUUAUGGUCAGGCAGAACGACGAAAUAGCCAAGAUGAAAACAGAUGAAGCCAAUGAACCUAUUCCGUUUGGGUAACCCAAAGAAAGUAACAUAAAAUUACAAUCAGUCAAGUUGCAUAUAAAAUUCCAUUCGCUCAACGAUUGGUGCGCCAAUGGUUUCAGGGAAAACAUCUCCGCGGCAUUUUUAAAUACUAUAUCUGAAUGUAUAUGUACUUACUGGAUGCUCAAUUCAACCAAAAAUUAGUUGCAUACAGCCUAAA